Messenger RNA from Aedes aegypti (yellow fever mosquito), 627 nucleotides. Its product is annotated as vitelline membrane protein 15a-3. The coding region runs from base 103 to 471 and encodes 122 amino acids. The record is from RefSeq and is a predicted model, not a curated record. NCBI's taxonomy places the organism in Eukaryota, Metazoa, Arthropoda, Insecta, Diptera, Culicidae. The transcript has a single exon.
UGGAUUCGGUGGAUUGGAGCAUCAGUUCGCUACACAGUAUCAGUGCAGUUACAUAGUAUUUCCAACGACUUCGGAAGGAAUCCAUCCAACUUUACCGGAACCAUGAACAAGCUCAUCAUCUUGGCUCUCUUCGCCGUGGCCGCAGCCAGCGCCAUGCCAAACUACCCACCCCCACCACCGAAGCCAUACCACGCUCCACCCCCACCACCACACCACGCUCACCCACCACCACCACCACCACCACCAGCCCAUUACGGACACCACGCUCAUCCAGCACCAGCUCCAGUUGUCCACACCUACCCAGUGCACGCUCCUCACGCCAAGUGCGGAGCCAACCUGUUGGUCGGAUGCGCCCCAAGCGUAGCACAUGCCCCAUGUGUCCCCGUGCACGGACAUGGACACGGAUACCCCGCACCAGCUCCCCACUACAGGGCUCCGGAAUCCGACUCGUUCGAUCAGUUCGAAGAAUAAGCGGAUCAUCGAUUGGACUGACGCGAAGGAACAACUUGCCUGAGAUGUGAACAUACUCGACUGAAUGAAAAGUGUUUGAAUGGUGUAAACGUUCAACUAAUUGUGGAGAAGUGUAUUAAGUUUGACCAACGAAUAAACCUAAUUUAUUGAAAUUUA